AUGGCCAAUAUCGCAAUUGUCAUCUACUCCAUGUACCACCAUGUGGCCACCUUGGCUGAAGCUGUCAAGGAAGGUAUCGAAUCCACCGGCAAUAAUGCAACCAUCUACCAGGUCAAGGAGACUUUACCUGAAGAGGUGUUACAGAAAAUGUAUGCUCCAGCAAAGCCAGACUACCCAAUUGCCACAAUUGAAGACUUGACCAAGGCAGACGGUAUUUUGUUUGGUGUGCCAACCAGAUUUGGUUCCAUGCCUGCACAGAUGAAGGCCUUCAUUGACUCCACCGGCGGAUUAUGGGCUAGUGGUGCCCUCUACCAUAAGCCUGCAGGUGUCUUCAUCUCCACCGGUACCGGUGGUGGUAACGAGAUGACUGCAGUCUCAAUGAUUUCAACCAUUGCCCAUCACGGUAUGAUUUAUGUGCCAUUGGGUUACAAGGAAGUCUUUGGCGAGCUGACCAACUUAAACGAAGUCCACGGUGGCUCUCCUUGGGGGGCAGGUACCAUUGCGGGCUCCGACGGUUCUCGUAAACCAAGUGAGCUAGAAUUAAAGGUUGCCAAGACCCAAGGCGUGGAAUUUGCAAAGGUUGUUUCCAAGUUUUGA
Pichia kudriavzevii is the source of this 597-nucleotide messenger RNA. RefSeq lists its product as uncharacterized. Gene Ontology annotation, molecular function: NAD(P)H dehydrogenase (quinone) activity; FMN binding. The record is from RefSeq and is a predicted model, not a curated record. Bases 1 to 597 code for a protein of 198 amino acids. The transcript has a single exon. Lineage: Eukaryota; Fungi; Ascomycota; Pichiomycetes; Pichiales; Pichiaceae.